AUGCGUUUCCUUCUCUUCCUCACGUUCCUAAGCGGCGUGGUCUCGCGAUGCUCUGGCUUCGACCCGAAUUCGAAAAAUAACGUUGUUGUCUACUACGGGCAAGGACCUAAUCAGGGCGACCUGAUAGAGCAGUGCCAGCAGCCUGAGAUUGAUGUUAUCGUUCUGUCUUUCGUCCACCUCUUCCCGGCGCAAGCAAACGGUUACCCGGGUACGAACUUUGGCAACCGGUGCGGUGGGGAGGUCUACCCAGGUCCCGGAUGGAAUGGUGUGAACGACCCCUCGAAGGAUCAGUUGCAGUCCAACUGCCCGACACUGAACGCCCAGAUCCCCGUGUGCCAGCAGCAAUACGGCAAGAAGAUCAUCCUCUCUUUGGGAGGUGGCGUAACGAACUAUCAACUCACGGGCAGAAACGAGGGCGAAGUCCUGGCGACAUACCUCUGGAAGAUGUUCGGUCCCCAGAGCGCUGAUUGGACAGGUCCCCGUCCGUUCGACAAUGCCGGGCAGGCAGUUGAAGUGGAUGGCUUUGACAUGGACAUUGAGUGGCCAUCAACUGACAACUCAGAGGGCUACAUUGCGAUGCUCACCCUUUUGCGUUCCUUCUUCCCGACGGCAUCGAAACCGUACUAUCUCACCGGUGCACCUCAGUGCAUUGUCCCCGAUGCCAACAUGGGUGACAUGAUCACUGCUAUUCCGUUCGACAUGAUUUUUGUCCAAUUUUACAACACUCCGGCGUGCUCGGCGGCAACUUGGACGGCUAGCAACCCGUCGUACACUCCUGGCCAGGCCACACAACAGGCGGGAUUCACCUACGACACUUGGGCUCAGUGGCUGUCGACUACAGCCAGUAGCGCUGCCAAGUUGUACAUCACCCUGCCAGCUUCACCGGAUGCUGCUAGUGAGGGCAACUACAUUACACACGAGCAGGCUAGAAACCUGAUCGAUGCGUACUACUGCCGGGCAUCCUUUGGAGGUGUUGCUGUCUGGGAAGCAACUAGAGGCGACGCAAACCCCUACAACGGCAAAUCUUUCCAAGCGACUAUGAAAGACUGGCUGGUGGAGGCCGCCGUGAACCCGUCAUUGACAACUUGCGAUAGAGUCCAACGCUGCCGAACCCUGGCACGGGAGGAUGCGGAGCCGGGAUUGGAUCCUGCGGCACUGGAUAUUGCUGUAGCCAGUACGGAUACUGCGGGACAUCGACGGACCACUGCGGAACGGGAUGCCAGUCUGACUUCGGCACAUGUGGAACCGGCAGCACUCCUAAUCCCGCUCCGGCGCCCGCGCCGGAUCCGCCCACCACCCCAUCACCCGGAGGCGGAGCUUGCGGAGUAA
Messenger RNA from Colletotrichum chrysophilum, 1329 nucleotides. RefSeq lists its product as uncharacterized. The coding region runs from base 1 to 1329 and encodes 442 amino acids. Gene Ontology annotation, biological process: carbohydrate metabolic process. The transcript is spliced from 4 exons. Gene Ontology annotation, molecular function: chitinase activity. Gene Ontology annotation, cellular component: extracellular region. Lineage: Eukaryota; Fungi; Ascomycota; Sordariomycetes; Glomerellales; Glomerellaceae. The record is from RefSeq and is a predicted model, not a curated record.